Molecule: messenger RNA, 692 nt
Organism: Lingula anatina
Lineage: Eukaryota; Metazoa; Brachiopoda; Lingulata; Lingulida; Lingulidae
Molecular function (GO): DNA binding
Source: RefSeq, a predicted model, not a curated record
CAUUGAAGGUGGAGUGGCAAACAUAUUGGACCUAAUGAUUUGAUCUGAAUCUAUUUUAAGCAUAUUAUCCAAGUGUAGGGUGGUUCAAGCCGUGAGACCCGACUGAUGAGAUUUAAAUAAUGCUUCUUGUAUUUCCAGAGGUGGCAAAACUACGGAAAAGAGUAAAGCAAUUGGAACGUAGUAAGGGAUACAUAGAGGAUGAUUAUGCAAUUCCUAGGCCAGGUCCCCUACCAAAGAAAAUUGGAGAAAAAUAUAAGAUGGUUGAGCUGGUCCCAGGCAGCUCGAUAUAUAUUCAUCGCCCGGACCUUGUUUCUUGUUUCAAACCUGGGAAGAUGAAGAAAGGUAGUGUGAAAUAUGGUUUGAGGAUGGCUAGGCGGCUAAUGUCAGUUUUCUUUAGCAGUGAAGAAAUAGCAAAUGACACUCUACAUAGCUCUACUGAGGGGAAGAAGCAGCUGAAUCCCAGGACAAUUAAAGCAAUAAUAGACAUCUGUUCAAAAAACAGUCCAGCCACCCCAGGCCAACUGCGCCAGGCCAUAGCCUGCAAAAUUACAUCAUUUUCCUGUAAAUCAAGAAAAAACAAAAAGAGCCCAGGUAAAACCACAGAAGACCAUGAAUGAAUGGGAUAUUUGUCAUCAGAGAACAACAGGACACCAGAUCAGAUCACACUUGUCAAGAGAAAUUGAUGUUCCAAG